Molecule: messenger RNA, 1428 nt
Organism: Plasmodium yoelii
Lineage: Eukaryota; Apicomplexa; Aconoidasida; Haemosporida; Plasmodiidae
Product: conserved protein, unknown function
Exons: 1
Coding region: 1-1428 (475 amino acids)
Source: RefSeq, a predicted model, not a curated record
AUGAAUAGAAUACUUGUGUGGAUAAUAUUAGGAAUUGUAAGUUUGUAUAUUAUUGAAAGAGUCAACUUUAAGUGCUCUUGUUUUUUUAUAGACAAUAAAAAUGAUGUAAAUAAAAAAACAAAGAUAUAUAAAAUAUAUGUUUCAAAACCCGCUCAAAAAAAAAGCAACCAAUUAAAAACAAAAGUAAUAAUAAAUAAAAGAAAAAAAGAAGAAAAUGAAAGAAAUAAAGCAUAUAAAAAUGAAUUUAAAUCAUCAUCAAAAUAUAAAAUUAUUGAAGAAAUUAUAGAAGAUUAUCCAAUAAAAUUAUCUUCAUUAUAUAAUAUAGAAAAAGAACCAUUUAUGAUAUUAAAAGAUAAAAUAAAAAAAGAAUUUCUAAAAUCUUAUGAAUUACCAUUUAAUUUUAUACAUCCUGUUAAAUAUGAAUUAUUAAAAAUUAUAGGAAAAAUAUCUGACCCAUUUAAACCUAUAUGUUCACAUUCCUUAACUCCAAAACUGUUUAUAAAUAAAUUAUUUGGAAAUGCAUCUGAAAUAACAUAUUCUGAUUUUUGUUAUAAAUUAGAAUAUAAAUUUAAAUUUUAUAUGCCAUCUUAUACAGAAAUAUUUAAAUUCGAAAAGGAAUUGUUAUGGAAACAAUGGAUAGAAAUACGAGGCCUUAAAGAAGUAUCUCCAAUUACACCCCCUGAAGAUCAUGAUAGAAUAUACAAAAUUUUAGAAGAUGAUGAAACAACACUUCCAAUAGCUAUUAGAAAGGUUAAUAAAGAAAUAAAUAGUCAGGGAAUACACCCAUCUAUAUUACGAAUGUUUUUUGAUUUUUUAAAUAUUGCAAAGUCAGGUAAUAAUAUUAUUAUCAAUAAUCAAAAUAAUAAUGUAUUUACUAAAAUAUCAAAGGAAAAUCAAUAUAAUGAUGAAAAUGAAGAUAUUCUUAAAAGAUCUCAUGCAUUCCUAAAACUUGAAUAUAUAAAAAAUGAAAUAAAAAAUAGAGACUAUUUAGAAGGAAUUAGACCAGAUUAUUUAUAUAUCAUCCUUAAUAAAAAAGCAGAAGAAUAUUAUAAUAAUUUUAACGAAAAAGAAUAUGAUAAAAUAUAUAGAGAAGCUGUUAAUUACAAUACAAUGAGACAAAAUAUGAUUAAAGCAAAUUCUGACUAUAAAAAAAAAAGAAAAUUAUUUUCUGAACAAACAAAAAAAUCACUAAUGAAAUUUUACGAUAUACAAUUACCAACUUAUUUUAAAAAAUAUAUGGAAAAAAAAAAAGAAAAUUAUAAAAUUAUUCAAUCCAAAAUUAAAAAAAUGAUUCAUAAUAAAUAUCUUAAAAGGAAACAAAAAAGGGAAGAUAUACUUUCAGGAAAAAUAGCCCCCAUAUCCGUAGAUCACCAAAAAGACUCUGGAACUGACGAAAAGAAAAAACGAAAAAAAAAAAAGAAGAAGUAG